This is a messenger RNA of Anopheles cruzii, 896 nucleotides long. RefSeq lists its product as uncharacterized. Gene Ontology annotation, molecular function: acyltransferase activity, transferring groups other than amino-acyl groups. Bases 1 to 858 code for a protein of 285 amino acids. NCBI's taxonomy places the organism in Eukaryota, Metazoa, Arthropoda, Insecta, Diptera, Culicidae. The record is from RefSeq and is a predicted model, not a curated record. The transcript has 2 exons.
AUGGAGACGACGGAUCGGUUAACCGUCGUUCCGCCUACAGAAUGGAAAGAGCUGCGUGAUAUUUUUCUUCAAAAUUGGCCCGAGCACCAUGUGGCGUAUACGACAGUCGACAACUUUGUCCGUUGGUAUGACAUAAAUCCCACGAUCAAGAAUCUCGUCAUUUACUGUCUGAACGAUACCUGGAGGAGAGACGGCACCUACCUGAUUGUGGAUCGCUAUCAGCUGUUCGCCUAUACUCUGGACCGCACAAACCAUACGCUCCGGAGAGCUCUUCCGUUACUGGAUUGGAGUGGAGGAUUGAAAGUGAGCUCUUUGCUUUCGCGCCACCGACAACCAGUAAUCGAUGUUAUCAGUAGCAAGUGCCUCUCGAAAGAGUAUGACAGCGAAACGUAUCUCUACUAUCUGCCUAAGGAGCAGUGCGAGGCGCUAUCAUUGAACAUCCCCGAUGGGUUUGAACUGAGGCCACUGCGAGUCCACGAUGCCACCAAAGCGGAUGAUUAUUGGCCAAAUCGACACACCGGAUCGUUGUUCUUCCUACAAAGGCUUGCGUCAUGGAAUCCUUGCAUUGGGCUUUACGAACAGUCGACAGGCGAUCUGGUUGCGUGGUGUUUUCGAUUGCAGGCUGGUGCAUUGGGAGCGCUGCAAGUGGAUCCGAACUAUUUGAGGCGUGGAUUCGGCACCAUUGUUACUGCUGCUGUUGCAAAACAAGUUGCUGCCCUGGGUCAUGAUUGUUGCGCUCUAGUUAACGCGACGAACGAACCCUCCAAACGCAUGUUUGAACAACUUGGAUUUAAGCACACAGAUGUGGCGUACUGGAUCAGGACCAUUCCGACACUACCAAACGAAUGGAAAGAUUAAUGGGAUCAAACAAUGAAUGUGUAUGAACAAAACAAUAA